AUGCAGGACAUCCGACUGACGGCCAUCUUGAUGGCUUGCUUCACUCUCUUUCCCUCUUAUGCAACUGCAUUCUGGCGUCUUCCUUGCCGUGGGCGAACUGGUGUCGCGCGGCUGGAUCCCCUUGUGGACCCGGGGAAAGUCUCUUCUCAUGUGCAUUCGGUUCACGGUGGUGGAAGCUUCGGUAUGAGUUCUGACCAGAAUUCUCUUUUGGGCUCUAGCUGCACGUCUUGCGCUGUGACGCAGGAUAAGUCGGCAUAUUGGACCCCAGCUCUAUACUUUAUGCAUACCAAUGGCAGUGCCGAGCUGGUUGAGGAGGUUGGAGGCAUGCUUGCCUACUACCUCCUCUAUGGAGAGAAUGUCACCGCGUUCCCGAAUGAUUUCCGCAUGCUGGCCGGUGAUGCCUUCCAGCGUAACUUCACCUGGCCAGUUCCCGACCCUCCCAAGUCCUCGUGGACUGGUGCUCAAGCCUCGCAGGCCGCUUUGCGUCAGAAGGCUAUUGGAUUCAACUGCUUGAAUUAUCAAACAACCGCCGAAGCAUCCCUUUACCGUCACUUCAUGCCGAACAAAACCUACCUCGACGAGCACUGCACGGACGGCGUUCGGUUCGAGCUGAUGUUCCCAUCCUGCUGGAAUGGUAAGGAUGUCGAUUCCGAUGACCACAAGUCCCACGUUGCGUAUCCAUCUCUGGUUAUGGACGGUACCUGCCCCGAGGGAUACGAAACUCGACUUGUAUCACUCUUCUACGAGACAAUCUGGAAUACAUAUGCUUUCAAGGACGUUGACGGGUACUUCGCGCUGGCCAACGGUGAUCCCACUGGAUACGGGUACCACGGCGAUUUCAUCCACGCCUGGGACGACGGUGUGCUGCAGAAGGCUGUUGACACUUGCACAAGCGAGACAGGUCUGAUUGACGAUUGCGAAAUCUUCGACAUCCAGACAGAAAAUAAGCAGCGCCAAUGCGAGUUUGAAGUUCCCUCUGUGCUUAAAGACGAAAACGUCUUCAUGUAUGCCAACGGAUUGCCAGGCUCAAUGGGUAUCGAAUGGGGCCCAGCCUACGCUUCGAUGGAUAUGGACUCUUCGGCUACCACAACAGCUGCAGGCAUUCUUCCGUCGCUGGCAGUGCCCUCCAUCUCUCUGGGUAUCACAAUCGAUACGGGCGACUUGUUCGGCAAUCUCAAUAUUGCCCAUACCGCCACCGCUGAAGCCCCGGCAAUUACUUCGACUUCUACUUCCACGUCGACCCCCACGCCCACACCGACCCCCACGGCAUCUAUUGUUCUCGACCCCAUCACCGAGGAGAUUAUUUAUCUUCAGCGGGAUAUUAUUGUCCUGAUCGAUGAGAACGGUGCCCCGUAUGCAACCACCACGGGCAGCACCCGCACUUUGUCCACUGCAACCACAACCGUCAUUGAGACCUCCACAGCCGUUUCCUACGUGAAGAGGGAUACUGCGGAGGCGGACUCUGUAGAACAGGAGCAGCCCGCUACCCACGCACGCAGACAUCUCCACCGUCAUGGUCACCUGCACAACAAGUUCUAA
Penicillium canescens is the source of this 1539-nucleotide messenger RNA. RefSeq names its product DUF1996 domain-containing protein. Lineage: Eukaryota; Fungi; Ascomycota; Eurotiomycetes; Eurotiales; Aspergillaceae. The record is from RefSeq and is a predicted model, not a curated record. The transcript is spliced from 3 exons. The coding region runs from base 1 to 1539 and encodes 512 amino acids.